AUGGAAUCCAUGGAUUACAACUACUUCACUUCGGCGCCGCACUCUUACCACUAUAUGGGAUAUGAGGACAUACUUCCCCAAAAUAGCGGUAACGGAUUGACUGCAACUCCAGUGUGUAUCUCAAGCUGUUUGCUACCGUCAAGAGCUAUACUAAUAGGCUACCCAGAGUAUGGAACCUCUCGACUCAGGCGCUUUCACCUUUGGCAACUCCGACUACGACUUCAACGCUCAUCUACCUCAAAGCUACACCGUCACUCCACUUCCAACAGGCUCCGCAUCUCCUCCACCGCAAUCAAUCUCCAUCCUCCACCAUGGUUCAGUGGACAGCGGUAUUGCAUUGGACCUCGACACUGAGCACGAACAACGUUCAGGCAGACGAGGCAGCAGUGAAGAGAAAGACGCCCUCACACCAGCGCAAUCAAGGCGGAAAGCGCAGAAUCGCGCAGCGUAA
Molecule: messenger RNA, 451 nt
Organism: Lecanosticta acicola
Lineage: Eukaryota; Fungi; Ascomycota; Dothideomycetes; Mycosphaerellales; Mycosphaerellaceae
Source: the annotation of a GenBank genome assembly